This is a messenger RNA of Ictidomys tridecemlineatus (thirteen-lined ground squirrel), 9099 nucleotides long. NCBI's taxonomy places the organism in Eukaryota, Metazoa, Chordata, Mammalia, Rodentia, Sciuridae. The record is from RefSeq and is a predicted model, not a curated record.
GGAAGUGGUAACGCAAUGAGGUUCUGUCUGGAUGAAUUGGAUCCAAGAGGUAGUAGCUCCACUGUGCAGCAUCAUAACAUAACGGAGUACACAAGGGUCUGGAUCCCUGACCCGGAUGAAGUGUGGCGCUCAGCUGAAUUAACCAAGGACUACAAAGAGGGUGAGAAGAGCCUCCAGCUCAAACUGGAAGAUGAGACUAUUCGGGAAUAUCCAGUUGACGCCCAGAACAACCAGCUACCCUUCUUACGGAAUCCGGAUAUCUUGGUGGGAGAAAACGACCUCACUGCCCUCAGCUAUCUCCAUGAGCCUGCAGUUUUGCAUAAUCUGAAGGUCCGCUUCCUGGAGUCCAACCACAUUUACACUUACUGUGGCAUUGUGCUUGUUGCCAUCAACCCUUACGAACAGUUGCCAAUCUAUGGGCAAGAUGUCAUCUACGCCUACAGUGGUCAGAACAUGGGUGACAUGGAUCCCCACAUCUUUGCAGUGGCAGAAGAAGCCUACAAGCAGAUGGCCAGAGAUGAGAAGAACCAGUCCAUCAUAGUCAGUGGGGAGUCGGGCGCUGGGAAGACGGUGUCGGCCAAGUAUGCCAUGCGCUACUUUGCCACGGUCGGUGGCUCAGCCAGUGAAACCAACAUCGAGGAGAAGGUCCUGGCGUCCAGUCCCAUCAUGGAGGCCAUCGGGAAUGCCAAAACCACUCGGAAUGACAACAGCAGCCGCUUUGGAAAGUACAUUCAGAUCGGCUUUGACAAAAGGUACCACAUCAUUGGGGCCAACAUGAGGACCUACCUGUUGGAGAAGUCCAGAGUCGUCUUUCAGGCAGAUGAUGAGAGGAAUUACCAUAUCUUCUACCAGCUCUGUGCUGCCGCCAGUCUCCCAGAAUUUAAAGAGCUUGCACUAACAUGUGCAGAGGACUUUUUCUAUACAUCCCAGGGAGGAGACACAGCCAUCGAGGGUGUAGAUGACGCAGAGGACUUUGAGAAGACUCGGCAAGCUUUCACACUUCUUGGAGUGAGAGAGUCCCAUCAGAUAAGCAUUUUUAAGAUAAUUGCUUCUAUCCUGCACCUGGGAAGUGUGGAGAUUCAGGCUGAGCGGGAUGGUGAUUCCUGUAGCAUAUCACCCCAGGAUGAACACCUAAGCAACUUCUGCCGCCUGCUAGGGGUGGAGCACAACCAGAUGGAGCACUGGCUGUGCCAUCGCAAGCUGGUCACCACCUCAGAGACCUAUGUCAAGACUAUGUCCCUGCAGCAGGUCAUCAAUGCACGCAAUGCCCUGGCCAAACACAUCUACGCCCAGCUGUUUGGCUGGAUUGUGGAGCACAUCAACAAGGCCCUGCACACCUCCAUCAAGCAGCACUCCUUCAUCGGGGUCCUGGACAUCUAUGGGUUUGAAACUUUUGAGGUUAACAGCUUCGAGCAGUUUUGUAUCAACUAUGCCAAUGAGAAACUCCAGCAGCAGUUCAACUUGCAUGUGUUCAAACUGGAGCAAGAAGAAUACAUGAAGGAGCAGAUCCCUUGGACCUUGAUUGACUUUUAUGAUAACCAACCUUGCAUCGACCUCAUAGAGGCUAAGUUGGGUAUCUUGGACCUCUUGGAUGAAGAAUGUAAGGUCCCCAAAGGAACUGACCAGAACUGGGCGCAGAAGCUCUACGACCGGCACUCCAGCAGCCAGCACUUCCAGAAGCCCCGCAUGUCCAACACGGCCUUCAUUGUGGUCCACUUCGCAGAUAAGGUGGAGUACCUCUCAGAUGGUUUUCUGGAGAAAAACAGGGACACAGUGUAUGAAGAGCAGAUCAACAUCCUGAAGGCCAGCAAGUUCCCAUUAGUGGCCGACUUGUUUCGUGAUGACAAGGACCCUAUUCCUGCCACCAGCACAUCAGGGAAGGGAUCGUCUUCGAAGAUCAACAUUCGCUCUGCCAGACCCCCCAUGAAGGCCUCCAACAAGGAACACAAGAAAUCUGUGGGCCACCAGUUCCGCACCUCCCUGCAUCUUCUCAUGGAGACCCUGAAUGCCACCACCCCACAUUAUGUUCGCUGCAUCAAGCCCAACGAUGAGAAGCUCCCCUUCCACUUUGACCCAAAGAGAGCCGUGCAGCAGCUCAGAGCCUGUGGGGUGUUGGAGACGAUUCGCAUCAGUGCAGCUGGCUACCCAUCCAGGUGGACCUACCAUGACUUCUUCAACCGGUACCGAGUGCUGGUGAAGAAGAGGGAGCUUGCCAACACAGACAAGAAGGCCAUCUGCAGGUCUGUCCUGGAGAGCCUCGUCAAGGAUCCUGACAAGUUCCAGUUUGGCCGCACCAAGAUCUUCUUUCGGGCAGGCCAAGUGGCCUACCUGGAGAAAUUGCGGGCCGACAAGUUCCGAGCAGCCACCAUCAUGAUCCAGAAAACCGUCCGGGGCUGGCUGCAGAAGGUGAAGUACCGCAGGUUGAAGAGGGCCACCUUAACCUUGCAGAAGUACUGCCGAGGAUACCUGGCCCGCAGGCUGGCUGAGCACCUGCGAAGGACUCGGGCAGCAGUGGUGCUCCAGAAGCAGUACCGCAUGCGGAGGACCCGCCUGGCUUACCAGAGAGUGCGCAGGGCUGCCAUCGUCAUCCAGGCCUUUGCUCGGGCCAUGUUCGUGCGCAGAAUCUACCGCCAGGUCCUCAUGGAGCACAAGGCCACCAUCAUCCAGAAGCACGCCCGGGGGUGGAUGGCACGCAGGCAUUUCCAGCGGCUGCGGGCUGCAGCCAUCGUCAUCCAGUGUGCCUUCCGGAGGCUCAAGGCCAAGCAGGAACUGAAGGCCCUCAAGAUCGAGGCCCGCUCAGCAGAGCACCUGAAACGCCUCAAUGUGGGCAUGGAGAACAAGGUGGUCCAGCUGCAGCGGAAGAUUGAUGACCAGAACAAAGAGUUCAAGACCCUGUCGGAGCAACUGUCGGCGGUCACCUCCAUGCACACCAUGCAGGUGGAGAAGCUGAAGAGGGAGCUGGCGCAUUACCAGCAGAACCAGGGGGCCGAUGCCAGCCUGCAGCUGCAGGAGGAGGUGCAGAGCCUGCGCACGGAGCUGCAGAGAGCCCACUCAGAGCGUAGGGUCCUGGAGGAUGCCCACAGCAGGGAGAAGGACGAGCUGAGAAAGAGAGUUGCAGACCUGGAGCAAGAAAAUGCUCUCCUGAAAGAUGAGAAAGAACAGCUGAAUAACCAAAUUCUGUGCCAAUCUAAAGAUGAAUUUGCACAAAACUCCGUGAAGGAGAACCUUCUGAUGAAGAAGGAGCUGGAGGAGGAGCGUUCCCGGUACCAGAACCUGGUGAAGGAAUAUUCCCGGUUGGAGCAGAGAUACGACAACCUGCGGGAUGAGGUGACCAUUCUAAAGCAAACCCCAGGUCAUAGGCGGAACCCAUCAAACCAAAGUAGCUUAGAAUCUGACUCCAAUUACCCCUCCAUAUCCACAUCUGAGAUCGGAGACACUGAGGAUGCCCUCCAGCAGGUGGAGGAAAUUGGCGUGGAGAAGGCAGCCAUGGACAUGACAGUGUUCCUGAAGCUGCAGAAGAGGGUGCGGGAGCUCGAGCAGGAGAGGAAGAAGCUGCAGGUGCAGCUGGAGAAGAGAGAGCAGGACAGCAAGAAAGUCCAGAUGGAACAACCAAGGAAUGAUGUAGAUUUGGACCAGGAUGCAGAUCUGGCCUACAAUAGUCUGAAGAGGCAGGAGCUGGAGUCGGAGAACAAGAAGCUGAAGAAUGACCUGAAUGAGCUGAGGAAAGCAGUAGCUGACCAGGCCACACAGAACAACUCCUCCCACAGCUCCCCUGACAGCUACAGCCUCCUCCUGAACCAGCUCAAGCUGGCCAACGAGGAGCUGGAGGUCCGAAAAGAGGAGGUGCUCAUCCUCAGGACCCAGAUCGUGAACGCUGACCAGCGCCGACUUGCUGGCAAGAGCAUGGAGCCAAACAUUAAUGCCAGAGCAAGUUGGCCUAACAGUGAAAAGCAUGUGGACCAGGAAGAUGCCAUUGAGGCCUAUCAUGGGGUCUGCCAGACAAACAGCCAGACUGAGGAUUGGGGAUACUUGAAUGAAGAUGGAGAACUCGGCUUGGCCUACCAAGGCUUAAAACAAGUUGCCAGGUUGCUGGAGGCACAGCUGCAGGCCCAGAGCCUGGAGCAUGAGGAACAGGUGGAGAACCUCAAGGCCCAGGUGGAGGCCCUGAAGGAGGAGAUGGACAAACAGCAGCAGACCUUCUGCCAGACACUGCUGCUAUCCCCAGAGGCCCAGGUGGAAUUUGGCGUCCAGCAGGAGAUAUCCCGGUUGACCAACGAGAAUCUGGACCUUAAAGAACUGGUAGAAAAGCUGGAAAAGAAUGAGAGGAAGCUCAAAAAGCAACUGAAGAUUUACAUGAAGAAAGUCCAGGACCUAGAAGCUGCCCAGGCAUUGGCCCAGAGUGACAGACGGCACCAUGAGCUCACCAGACAGGUCACAGUCCAGAGGAAAGAGAAGGACUUCCAGGGCAUGCUGGAGUACCACAAAGAAGACGAGGCCCUCCUCAUCCGGAACCUGGUGACAGACCUGAAGCCCCAGAUGCUGUCUGGCACAGUGCCCUGCCUCCCCGCAUACAUCCUCUACAUGUGCAUCAGACACGCGGACUACACCAAUGACGACCUCAAGGUGCACUCCUUGCUCACCUCCACCAUCAAUGGCAUUAAGAAAGUCCUAAAGAGGCUCAGAAGUUGUACUGAGGCCAAGAGACGCAGAAUCUCAGUAACACCGAUCUUUCCUCUCCAGGGCUUCAUGACUCAGAACACCGCAAAGCAGAAUGAACAUUGUCUUAAGAACUUUGACCUCACUGAAUACCGUCAAGUGCUGAGCGACCUUUCCAUUCAGAUCUACCAGCAGCUCAUUAAAAUCGCUGAGGGCUUGUUGCAGCCAAUGAUAGUUUCUGCCAUGUUGGAAAAUGAGAGCAUUCAGGGUCUAUCUGGUGUGAAGCCAAUGGGCUACCGGAAGCGCUCCUCCAGCAUGGCAGACGGGGAUAACUCAUACUGCCUGGAAGCCAUCAUCCGCCAGAUGAAUUGCUUUCACACCGUCAUGUGUGACCAAGGCCUGGACCCUGAGAUCAUCCUGCAAGUGUUCAAACAGCUCUUCUACAUGAUCACCGCAGUGACUCUUAACAACCUGCUCCUACGGAAGGACGUCUGCUCAUGGAGCACAGGCAUGCAACUCAGGUAUAAUAUAAGUGAGCUUGAAGAGUGGCUUCGGGGAAGGAACCUUCACCAGAGCGGAGCAGCUCAGACCAUGGAACCUCUGAUCCAAGCCGCCCAGCUCCUGCAGUUAAAGAAGAAAACCCACGAGGACGCGGAGGCCAUCUGUUCUCUGUGUACCUCCCUCAGCACCCAGCAGAUCGUCAAAAUUUUAAACCUUUAUACACCCCUGAAUGAAUUUGAAGAGCGAGUAACAGUGUCCUUUAUACGAACAAUCCAAGCACAACUACAAGAGCGGAAUGACCCUCAGCAACUGUUGUUAGACUCCAAACACAUGUUUCCUGUUUUGUUUCCAUUUAAUCCAUCUUCCCUGACGAUGGACUCAAUCCACAUCCCCGCGUGUCUCAGCCUGGAGUUCCUCAAUGAAGUCUGAAGAUGUGCGUUUCCCACGCCAGCUUGCUUCCCAGUGAGAGCAAGAAGGAAACAUGUGCAGUGAAAUGACCCUGCGCAUCUGUGGAAUCUGGUAAAAAUGGAUCAAAUCGGAGAUGGAGAGCCUGUGGAAAGUGUGAACUAAGACACAUCUCUCUCAUUAUUUUGGGUACAUACUGCUCAGAAUAAAAACACCUGAAAUAAGUUUUUUUUUUUAAAGGUUUGAUUUCAGUCUUAAAAAAAAACCAAAAAACACAAACACACACAAUAAUCUACAACCACCAAGCAGUCCCUGUGGCCAUCUAAAAGGUAUCUGUUCUAUAAAGUGGAAGUGGCCCAGCUCUGAUCUUUGUUAACUGAAGAAUGUCUAAAUUAAGAUAUUAAAAAUAUAUAACAAAUUUCCUGCAGAGGACUUACCCUUAUUUGUAACCUUGAAAAUGGCAUCUACUGACAUCCGGAGGUUGACAAACCACAGGAGUGGGUGAGCUUGUGGCGAGAUGUUUUGAAAACAAAAAUAAUGGGCCUGGGCCUCUGAGAAGCUGUGAAUCAGACAGUGGUACAAGUGACUUCCAGAUAAAGUAUUUUGCAUAUUAGUUUCUAAAGCAAAAUUAAUAGACCCAGUCUCUAAUAUGCUCAGGGUCUUUGGGUAGUCCUGGGUUUUUAAAGAGUUAGGCUGAAAAUGCUACUGUCCCAGGUAUCAAAUGUGAGAAAGAUGGAAAAAUAUUAAAAUGCUAGUCUGCACUCACCAACAAAACUUCCACACAAAAAAUGUAUAUAAGCUAACUAUUAGAGAAUAACAAUUCUUUAUUAACAGAUGUAAAAAGUCAGUGUGAAAACUUAAUCUCUUAAUGCCAUAAACCUCCAAUACAUCAUAUAAUUUGCUACUAAUCCCAGACACCCAAGAAAGGAAGAAAAAUAGACUGCAGUUUGAGAACUCUGAGAACUUUAAGAAAUAAUACAUAAUCAUUAAGUUAUUUUCCAAAGACUUGUGGUUUUUGUUUUGUUGGGAUUUGGGGUUGCUUUGGGUUUUUUUUUUUUUUUGAAAGAAUAACAUGGCUUAAGCCAACUUCUUAAGCUUAUUUUCAACAUUUUUCAUAUUUACCACAUAAAAAUCAUUGUAAAUAUCUCUGCUGUGAAAUAAAGAUUUAGCAAGAGUAUUCAGUAAUAUCACAUAAUAGAUAUAAAGUCCACUGUUAGGAUUUUUUGUUUUGUUUUUGAGGGUUUGGGGUUCUUUGGGACUCUCCAAAAGAUUUCUCUACAUGUUGGAAGUAGAACACCCUCCACCCCAUCUUGUACUCAGCCACCCAACUUAGAAGGCUCUUAGGAGCACAGCACACCCUCAGCACAAAACAGUCCUCUGUCCUGUGCUGGUGGAACUCGGUGUCCCGUCUUCCUCCUCAUCUGGGGCAAGAACAAGGCACAGGGCCUGGUGAAAGCUGCUGACAGUUGUGUUCAAAGGCACUGUCAUCAGUCAGCAUCUUUGCCUCUGUCCACAUUAAACAUCCUGGGGCCCCUUGGAUAUCUGCAGGGUGGUGCCUUCCCUCCUUAGUUUGAGGUUCGUAGUCACUGACAUCCCUGGGACAGACCUUUCAACCCACAGGCUGACUUCAGAAAACCAAUCUAAAGCAACUGGGAUUGUGGCUACCUCUGCUUUAAAGUCUUUUGUGAAAUAUGAUAUGCUUUCUAAUGCACUUUAGUUUGAAAUUAAGUCUCAUGUAAAGACUGUCCUGACCUUCAAGAUAACCAAAAAUGCCUUGAUAUUAGCAAUACGCAAUUUUAACAAGCAGUGAUUCCACAAAUACAAGGGCUUACUGUCCUUAAACCAUUAUCCCUCCACACUCUGGGUUGCUACUCUGCUGUCACUGGUUCAUCACUAGAGGCCAAGAGCUCACUGAACAAAAGUGUGGCAGUUAGAAUACAUGGGGUAGACAAGUUCAUGAAUUGUCCUCUUGGCCUCUUCCAAAAGACAGGGCAUUCAGUUGGAAUUCUAAUUUACAGAUGACUGAAAAAUACAGUAUUGAUUGCAUAAUGUUUAGAUCUGCCCAAUUUAACGUCAUACUUGGAGGCUGAAAGAAGGUGAACUUGAACCUUUUGUUGGCUUUUUAUCCCCAAGUGUAAAGUCAAUAAACCUCAAACACUUCCCAACUUCAUGAAAUUGGAUGACUUAAUUUAAAUAAUUCAACUUGAAGGUUUAAAUUCACCAAAUAUCUCUGCUUUCCAUUGUUUAAAAUUUGACAACUUUUCUCCGUGCCUUUAACAGUUACUGAGAUAACUGAUUUAUCAAUUGUUUCUCUGAAAUAAGUGUUGCCGUGGAAAGAAUUUCAAAGUUCAGUGUAACAACAUAGUGGACUUUUCCCUUUUGAAACAGAAGCAUUUUAAAGGUUACUGAAGAAUCAAAUAUUUAUAGCAAACAACUUGUGUUGUAUUACAUGGGACCUGUUUACCUAUAAUAACGGGUGUAUUUACCCAUGAAUUAAUCGUUGCUGAUACUGACAAGCACAGUUCUCCAUGCAUUCUCCUUGUGCUAUCAGAGUCAUGGUAUCUAUAGGCUCACCUGGGAAGCAGAUUAGACCCAAAGGUAGACUUUCCCCCACUUUCCAUGGAGCAUGCUGUUAGGGGUUAUUUCCCUUGAUUCUUCCUAGUAAUAAAUUUUAAGGCUUUGUUUAAAAAAAAAAAGCCAUGAGCUUGGAAAAUUUAGAAUGAAUUUCUACCAUCAGGGCUGGGGUUGUGGCUCAGUGGUAGAGUUCUCCCCUAGCACACAUGAGGCACUGGGAUCACACCUCAGCACCAUAUUAAAUAUAGUGUGUCCACCUACAACUAAAAAUUUUUUAAAAUAUUAGCCUUAAUGAAGGCACUAAGAUUGUAGUAACAAGUUAGAACCCAUUUACUUUGCAUUGUCUUCAGACUGUUGGCCUAAUCCUAAGGCAGUGAGAGUGUCCUAAAUUGAAGCAUUUGUACAAUGCCUAAGUGACUACAUGGUUACUGAAAUGUGACCACAUGGGGCAGGACCCUUCCAUUUUUCUCACAGAAUAUUUGCAGUCUCUAAAAUUAAUCUGCAUGAGCCAAAUAACCAGAAUUUACUUUUUGUAUACAUUGGUGCCAUAAUUAGAACAUUAAGGAAUAUAGAAAAUUAGAAGUGAAUGCCAAUGACUAAUACGGGACUGGAUUUUUCUCAUAAAGGUCAUUAGAUACUAAUUGUUUUUCCUUAAAAAAUUCUAAUUAAAGGGAAUCAGAUGAAAUUAAGCUACUUUCUAAAAUGACACAAUAUAAUCCAGAUUCAGAUCUAACAUUUUGCCAUCAACUGAUGUUUAGAUGAAGGACUUCCUCUCUGAAGGAGUCCACACCAUUUUCAGGGGUAAAUAUAUCAUUACAGAAGAAAUGCUACUGAUAAAAGUAUUUUUCCAUUUUGGACAAAUAUGUAAAUUACACCUUUGUUUAUAGAAAAAAUGCUUGUAAUAGUCACUGUUAAUAUUCAGCUGUGGAUAAAAUUUGUGGAAAUAAAUACUUUUGAAUAAAA